AAAUGAAGAAUUUGUUACUCAGCACUGAAGAUAGACUUAACACCGUCAAUGGAAGUAGGUGACCCUCUAGAGAGGCUCCUCUCAAAGAAAUAAGGUAUGCUUGCGGCUUUAGGUUUGUUUUCUUUUCGGAAUUUUUGGGAAUAAAGAAGCUACUUAAUGAAGAAGGCAAAAUUAGCACUACAAAAACUGUGAAUCCUCUCUUUGAGAUUUUGUAUCGGUAUUUUGAGGAUAAUUUGUUAGCAUGCUCAUCCUUUGGAGCUAUCUUUUCUCCUCUCUUUGGUGGAAAUUUGAACAUCUCCCAGAAUAUGAAUUCUUAUAGAAAAAUCCUGAAGCCCUCUUUUAAUCAACUUAAAGAGCUUUCCCAACUUGAAUGAAGCAAUGGAAAUUUUACUCAUCUGCCAAUGAGGUUUUCCAAAGACGCAGAGAGCUCCCAAAGAGAGUUCUACUUAGAAUUAGCCAAGAAUUACCAAGAAAUCCCAAUGGAAAAAGACCUCUACCUGAACUUUGUCCAUGCUAAAUCUGAAGAAUCAGAGAAGUGUUUCAAACACUUUCUUAGGAAUUAUGACAUUGAGAAGAUUAAAUUUGAAAGAGCCCUCCAAAGCUUCACUACUGGCAGAAAGAUAAGACGCCAUGAAAAUACUGAUAAAUAAGAUCAAUACUGAAAUUGAGAACUCCAUUCAGGGCUUGUGCUUUCGAAAGCCGAAGAAAAGUAUUUUUCAUCCCUCUGGGAAUGUCAGUAUAAGAGCCCAAACAAGACUCUUGAGGUUGAACUCAAAGAAAUCACCCGCUUCAAGGAAAAUACCUACUUGCUUCACACCUCCUCCACUCGAAAGAAGAGAUGUAGUCUUUAGUUCUACAGAUCUUCGGAAAAGAACAAAUGAGUACUAUAAGAAUUUCGCCAAAUUAACUCUUGAAAAUGACCAGGCAAGAGAACUAAGGAAAAAGAGAAGACACCUGAGCGUAGAUAAAUCAGAGCGAAAUACUCGAAAUUUUAAAAAGGCAAUCUCCUUUAUUCCGUCAGAGGUCCAAAAACCUAUCUCUCUUGGAGACUCCUUAAUAAAAAUCACACCACACAAGCAAAAGACUAAAAAGACCAUUAAAAUGAAGAGGAUUACAUUUAAAUAAACCUCAAAGGAAAAAGAUUGAAUAUAAACGCCCAGGAUAUCAUAAAGAAAAGAGAUAUCCAGUGUUAAAGGAACUUUUUGAUAUUCUGGAUAGCCUUCAGGAGAAGGCUGUCCCAAAAAGAUUGGCUACGGUGAAAGAGAGGAGGUCAAAAUAUAGUAGUACCUGAAGACCCAAGAAGUAUCGGUGUAAGAAAGGAUCCGGGAGGAUGGUUCCAAGGUCAAGAAAUACUAAAUUGAGCUUUAUCAAGAGUGAUUCAUUGAUUCGUGAAAGGAAUAUUUUCACUGCAAGUAAAGUAUGAAGCAGUAGAAUGAGAGUAAAAAGUCCUGAGACAACCAGUACCAAUUUUGAGUCUAACCUGUAAAUCUAAGCUCCUUAUUCUGCAUUGUUAAUAAGUUCAAAAUAAUA
Molecule: messenger RNA, 1530 nt
Organism: Moneuplotes crassus
Lineage: Eukaryota; Ciliophora; Spirotrichea; Euplotida; Euplotidae
Source: the annotation of a GenBank genome assembly